This is a messenger RNA of Acanthisitta chloris (rifleman), 780 nucleotides long. RefSeq names its product RNA polymerase I-specific transcription initiation factor RRN3-like. The transcript is spliced from 8 exons. Gene Ontology annotation, cellular component: nucleus. Lineage: Eukaryota; Metazoa; Chordata; Aves; Passeriformes; Acanthisittidae. The record is from RefSeq and is a predicted model, not a curated record. Gene Ontology annotation, biological process: transcription initiation at RNA polymerase I promoter. The annotation marks the transcript as partial. Gene Ontology annotation, molecular function: RNA polymerase I core binding; RNA polymerase I general transcription initiation factor activity.
GAUGCCCAGAUCAUUAAUUGGCUGCAUGAAUUUCGAGCUUCUGUUGUAUAUUUGACCAAAGAGCUUGAACAACUGGUCAGCAUUUUGUUGAAACUGCCAUGGUUGAGAAGAAGCCAAGAGGUGGUGGAAGAAUAUCUGGGUUUUCUUGGCAAUCUGGUGUCAGCACAGACUGUCCACCUCAGGCCCUGCCUCAGGAUGAUUGUAUCACAGUUUGUUCCCCCUCGAAUAACCAUCAGAGAAGAUGAUGUGGAUAUUUCAGAUUCUGAUGAUGAUGAUGAUGAAAACCUUUCUGCAAACUUUGAUACAUGCCACAGAGCAUUGCAAACUGUUGCAAGAUAUGUUCCUUCGACACCACAGUUUCUCAUGCCAAUACUUGUGGACUACUUUCCUUUCAUUAAUAAAUCAGAACGAACUUUGGAAUGUUAUGUUCAUAACCUGCUACGAGUUACAGUGUACCUUCCAACUCUGAGGCUUCAAAUUCUGGAGCUUAUUAUUGAAAAGCUGUUAAAGUUGGAUGUUAGCACUCCACAGCAAGAUAUUGAAGAUGCUGAAGAAACUGCUAAUACCAGUGAUGGCAGGGAAAACUCUCCAGAGGAGGGACUUUUUGAUAUGGAGGAAGAUGAGGAAGGAAAAGGAAACAAAGUUGUCUCUCCCAGCAGUGAGAGAAUGGCCCAUCCACUCGCAGAGCGCCUUAAUAUUUUGAUGACCAUCCUGUUUGCCUACAUUAAAGAUGUUUGUCACGUGGAUGGUAAGAGCACUUGCACUAUUAACCAAAUUUGA